UGCAUACCAAAUUAAUAUACAUCUAUAUAUAUAUAUGGUUCAUAAUAGAAUCUCCAUUACUGUAUGAUAUGCACCUGGCAUGUGUUAUAAGCCCUACAUUUACAUCAUUAAUUAACUAUUAAUUUUAAUCAAAAGAAAUGUAAGUAAAUUACAUUGAAACAAUCAAAAGUUGUCAAACUCAUUUAUGCUAGUAUGCCAAUUUUUCAAGAGGGUUGUUAUUUGCCGCCCGAUAGAUUACUAUUUGCCGCCCACAAUUUUGAAGCAAAUGACUUUUUUGUCCUCGAACCACAAUUGUCAUUCGCCAGCAACAAUUUCCGCUGACUGUAAAUCCAGCCGCCAUAAAUCUCCGCCGGCCGAUCGACCUCCUCCACGACCAAAACCUCACCUACGAUAGCUUCCUUCCAUCUUUCCGGAAUCACCGCCGACCAUAAAUCCCUCCACGACCAAGUGAUAUGCUCCGAUCGAUGGUACAACCGGUUUAUGCAGGUUAGUCGAUUAAAGCACCAAAAAUUGACAUUUUUGAAGUGGAUAAUGACUUCCCGCUAGAGAUUCAGGGGAAGUUUUUGGAUCAAACCAAUUGGAUUCCAACCAAGGAGGAGAAAUUUUUCCUCACAUAACUUAUGUAAUUCGACUUUGUCAUACCUGUGGUGGUGAACUAACAGGACUCGCCGGAGAGGCAGAGCAGCUCACUUAUUCCGUCAAUGAGGAAGUAGGGAAAGACGGAAAGAAAAGCGGUAGAUCAUUCCUUUCAUAUCAUCCUUCACGUUGUGGAUCAUUAAUUGAGAGAUAUAUAUAGAAAAAAAAUAAGAAUGAUAAAAAGCGAUAUUCAAAUACCAUGUUCGCCGGCGAAGCUAAAACAGAGCACCCCCUCUCCGACAUCAAUUACAGCCACUCUAUGGAUGAAUUCAGUUCGGAAAUCGAAGAACUGAGAUGUGGGUUUUGGAUUUCUGAUUGUGGGGAAGACGAUGAGAUCGAAAAGAGACGGACUUGAGGUUGGGAAUAAGAAGGGGGGCGAGAAGGAGAGGCCUCUGUUUCGGAGCACUAGCUGGCCAUUAGAGGUAUUUUUUGCAGCCUCUGUCGAAGUCCCAUUAACAAUACCAAAACCCACUGUAGAAAAAGGUGAAUAUCACGAAUAAAGAAGAGAAAAAAGAGCUGCACCAACCAGGAGAGCAGGGGCAAAAACUACAACACAAGAAGACAAGAAACAGAGCACAAUGAUGGAAGAAACGAGGGAGGGAGGGAAAAGGAAGGAAGGAAGGGGAAAAAAAGGAGACGGGCGGUGAAAGGAACAGGCAACCACUGCCGAGUCCAGAAUCAUAGCCUCCGAACCAAGAACAACCCUAUAAACAAAGAAUUAAAAAAAAAAAGGCAGAGAGAUGAACGAGGGAAAUACAUCAUCUCAUAAAAUAAAAAACUAAUUCAAAUAUUUUGCACAAUAUCCCCCAGCUUGCAUUCUCACUCGCGAUCGAUCGCCCAAUAGAUCUUGAAGAGAGUCCUAUAUAAUCCCCACCCUCUUCUUCUCCACCACAUGGUAUGCAACACUACAACUCUCUCUCUCUCACAACUUCUUCUUCUUGUAUAAUCAUCUACCAAUGAGCUUGAGUUGCUCCAUCUUGGUUUUCUCUUCACAUUUCUAGUCUCUCUCUCUCUCUGGUUUUCGAACCGGUGAGGAGGGGAGUUCUCCUCCCCCAUCUCUGAACGGGAUGUCGAGGAGUGGCCACACCUGCUGGUUCAUGAAUACCCAUGGCAUUGCGCGCGUUUCGACCUAUUAUAUGCCUGCUCGUCGCAUGGAUAAUAGCAGCGCAAAGACUGAGGGUUUGCAUGCGCCAGGAGAUGUUGUUUCACUUCCAUCCUUUCGGCUUGGGGUGAAGGGAGCUCCCCUCUCCCUUCUUCCAUACUACUCUACCCUCUCCUCUUCUUUUCUCUUGCAUUUCCUCGUCCCACGCGCGUGAAUUUAUUUCAGUAGCAAUUUCUCAAACUCCAAUUCAAAAGUUUCAUAUUUCCUCUAUGAUCUUUUUUUUUAAAUUUCUACGGUUAAGAUGCAUAGUUUACCCCAAAAAAAUGUUGUGUGGUAAUAAUGUGCAACGAUUUUCAUACUCGAAUUCACAACACAACAGGAACUUCGUCACAAUAAUUUUUUGCCACACAUAUACACAUUCCGUUCAAUUUACACAUAUAUUUUUCGCAUUUUAUUUUAGGUAUGUGUUCUUUCAAUUUACACAUAUAUUCUUCGUAUUUUAUUUCAGGUUUGUGUGUACACACGACUACUCAUUAUAGCAUUGCACAACAACUUCUCAAAAUGGAGCUAAGUACGAAGUUGCCAUUUUUAAUGCACUUUUGCAUAGUAUGAAAAUAGCAUGGUGAAGUUCACUUUGCUUGGUAACCUCUUUGAUCAUUAAUUAAUUUUAUUGACAUUGCUUUGCUUUGGAAAUGCAGGAAUCAUUCAGAGUUAUGGGGUUGAUCGGACAAUGUUGUUCUCUCAAUCAAGUUAAACCAAUGCGAGGAAAGAAGAGCAAGGAAAAUACUUCAAUAGAGAGCAACAAGAACAAAUCUUAAAAAUAAUAAUGAAAGUUUUUUUCUUCUUCCCCCUUAUAUUAUCUGUUUCUUUGUUUUUGCAAAUAUAUGUGAUCUUUGUUUGACGAGUUCAAUGGUAGAAGGAGAAGGAGAUCUUCUAUCCUUCGCCUUGGUUUUGUGUUCGCCUCAAGUAUUCUGACAAAAUUACAUCUUGGCGUCGACAUUUAACUAUUAGAAAACUAAAAAAAGGGGAAUUUUAUUCUAUUUGCGUUGGUUUUUCGACGAAUAUCAAAUCAUAUUAAGCUCGACCCUGGAAAAUGGUAUGGAAAUAAACAAGUCCCGGCUUCCACUCCCAUCAAAACAGCCGGCCGGCGGCCGAAUCACCGGAAACCCACAAAUUACACGUUAUUAAACAACAAGAACAACACCACAUUAUGAACUCUUCUAAUAGGAUGGUUGGGCUUCUGGUUGACCGGAGGAGGGGAGAAGAAUGGGAGAACGGAGCACGGAGAGAUCGCCGGCGGGAAGUGGUUUUUUUCCCCGAUUCUUCUGUAAAGCUUUAAUUUAUAAGAAUGAGAGAACAGAGCCUCGAAGCUCGUCGUCGCAGUCUCUUUGCUGCCGACUGCGACCACAACCAGAUCCUUUGGUUAAAUCGAAUAACACGUUAGCCCCUAUACUAUUGAAAUUUGACAACCCAGUCCUUUGGGGAAAAUAUUAGAGCUACGUCGGCACCAACUGUCCUAUUAGGCCUCCUGAAGUUCUGGGCUCUGGGUCUCAUGGCCCUUUCAUCACCGUGGGCUCGAUUUUUUAAGUCUGAAGGAAGUUUCUUACGGCCCAAGACUUAUUUUAAAGAUAGGAUUAUGACUUUUUUUUUGGGUGAAAAUAGGAUUAUGACUUUUAUUUCAUUUAUUUACUCUGUACAAAAAAAAAAUUAUUUAUUUAAAAAUAUUUUUUGUGAUUAAAAAUUUCAUUAAGAUAUAUUAAAUAUCCAUUAUCCUACUCAUCAACCAUAAGAGUUCAAAUUUUAUUAGUAUCAAUAUUCACAUAAAAAUUGCAUAACAAAUCAAAAUUAUAUUUAUACUUGACCGAUUUUUGAUUUUAUAUGGAUAUCCAUAAAUACUUUAUUUCAAUUUAAUAUUUUCAUCCAAUUUCACAGUGUUAAUAAUUAAACAUAUAUUGAAAUUACACAAGUAAAAAAGUACAAUAGCAAAUCACUUUUGGGGGUCCUAAAACGGAGUACAAACUUGAAAAAUUAGUUACUCAUCUAGAUAAAACUAUAAACCUGGA
This is a messenger RNA of Linum trigynum, 3801 nucleotides long. The record is from the annotation of a GenBank genome assembly. Lineage: Eukaryota; Viridiplantae; Streptophyta; Magnoliopsida; Malpighiales; Linaceae.